This is a messenger RNA of Bolinopsis microptera, 1162 nucleotides long. RefSeq lists its product as uncharacterized. The record is from RefSeq and is a predicted model, not a curated record. The coding region runs from base 128 to 997 and encodes 289 amino acids. Gene Ontology annotation, biological process: signal transduction. The transcript is spliced from 2 exons. Lineage: Eukaryota; Metazoa; Ctenophora; Tentaculata; Lobata; Bolinopsidae.
AUUACUCUAUGUGUUGUGAGAGCAGAUUGUGAUUGUUUUUUGUCUUUUCCGCAGAUUUUGUCUACAUACCUUUGACUGCACGAAUUUAAAUCUUCUAGCUUCAAUCUAAACCGAGGGGUAGUCCAGGAUGCCGCACAUAAUGAUUUCGUACCAGUGGGACUCCCAGGAGUUGGCCAAGAAAGUGUUUGAAAAACUGGAGGGUCUGGGUUUUGACGCCUGGAUGGAUCUGGAGGAUAUGUCAGGAAAUAUAAAUGAAGCCAUGGCUGAAGCGGUUGAGAAUGCCAUGGUAGUGUGUCCCUUCCUGACUGAGAAAUAUCAGGCCUCCAAAAAUUGCAAGAAAGAACUAAACUAUAGUGAUGCCUGUGACGUAGCCUUCGUGCCCUGCAUGAUUCAACCAAACUUUAAAGCGAAGGGAUGGUUGGGACUACUUACCGCUGGAAUGCUAUGGAUAGACUUCCGAAAUCCGGAUAACUUUGAGCAAAGUGUGGAGUCAUUGGUGAAGGAAAUAACUGCGGCAUGCGGUGAUAAGGUCGCUGAAAUUGCGCUCAAAGUGACCAGCGAGGAGACGAAACAAUUGGUAACCCCUCAGAAGGGUCGAGCUUUCAUCCACAUCUCCACCAACAAGUAUUUAGCCGAGACUGGGGAAGUGAUAACCCAUUGGGGCAGUGGCAGUCGAAGUACCUUAACCGUGACAGACACACCCGAGGAUACCAGUUUUUGGGUACAAGUAAAGGAAAAGGGAAGCGAAAUCGUCUUCUUCAAAAACUAUGCCACUCAGGGUUACCUUGGGUACGAUCCUAACGGGGAUUAUAUUUACACCAAGCCGGACCAUUACGGGGCUGAGGAGUGGCUACUUAUGACGGACGAAAAUGACGACACUGGAAAAAGAGCCGUCAUCAUUUUUGCUAACUAUGGGAAGAAGUACCUUACUGUUCGGGAUGGUGAACUCACUGGAGUUGAUGACGUCUCUACUGAUUGCCGAUGGUACCUUCAUUAGGUGUCGUAAAUUAUGUUCUGUCGAAAGAACGUUGAAGCUUACGAGGGAAGCUAGAAUUGAAAAUACUCGACUGCACAGUAAAACUGAACGCUUUAUCUUUGUACAAAAACAUCUUGAAUAAAACCUUUUAAGUUUUAACCCAAAAAAGUCAAAGUUUUUUGUUUU